AUGGCACGUAGGAAGCCUCAUACUCAACUGAUCGAUGGCGUGCCCAGAGAUCCCAAUUACGACGCGGAACUCUUCCGGUCAAGCUUGAACUUUCGCGCCCGAAGCAAGGACCUCGUUGUAUUCACUUAUCCAAAGAGCGGCACUCACUGGUUGGUGUACAUCACCCAGUGCAUUCUUAAUGGAGGCGAAGGCGUCCACACCUACGAACAGUUUUCGGACAACAUGAGAUACCUGGGUGGCACGGAUUUCGAAGGGUGGCAGCCCGCUCUUCCCCUGCGCCUUUUCGCUACCCACGUGUCCCCGCGGAGAGACACCAUGAACGAGCAGGCGAAAUACGUCUACUUAGCUCGGAACCCGUGGGACGUUUGCGUUUCGCUUUUUCACAUGGUGACAAACUUUAGCUCGUACCGCUUUCAGGACGGCACGUUCGACGAGUUUUUCGAUGACUUUUUGGAAGGAGACGGUGCCGGUCAUGGAAGCUACUUCGACCACGUGGCUUCUGGGUACACACUUAGAAACGAGCCGAACGUCUGCUUUCUCACUUACGAGGAGCUUUUGAAGGACACUGGAGCCGUAGUUUUAAAACUGGCUCGGUUUCUGGGGGAACACUACGCUGCACAUAUGGGAGCGAAUCAAACUAUAUUGCCGAAGAUACUGGACAGUUGCACGGCCAAGAAACUGAGGGGCCUCCUCGUCCUCGAUUUUAGUAAACCGUCGAAAACCUUGUUUGAAUGUGAGUCCCGCGGGCCGGUGACAUUCACGGAAGGUUACGAAGGUGAUCCCCAAAAGUACAGUUUUGUGAGGAAAGGUACAAUCGGCAGUUGGAAGGAGUACUUCUCGCCUGAACAAUUGCGUCGGAUGGAAGCUAUGAUACAGAAGGUGGAAAAGACGUCUUCGGUUAUGGACCUCUGGAGGGAUAUAAGGCAAGAGGCUAUCGCGGCCAUGCAAACCAUCGAAAGAGGAAGCUUGUGA
Messenger RNA from Dermacentor albipictus, 972 nucleotides. RefSeq names its product sulfotransferase ssu-1-like. Gene Ontology annotation, molecular function: sulfotransferase activity. The record is from RefSeq and is a predicted model, not a curated record. Gene Ontology annotation, cellular component: cytoplasm. Gene Ontology annotation, biological process: sulfation. Lineage: Eukaryota; Metazoa; Arthropoda; Arachnida; Ixodida; Ixodidae.